AUGAGGACCGCAGCUUACACAUCCGCUUGGCUCGCCGCCGCCCUUGUUAGCGCGCACGGCGAUUCCGCUGGUAUGCCGAGGCUCCUCGGCCGCCAGGCUCAGCGUCUUGGUCUCAACCCCGUCCACACCCGUGCCGUCCCGCAAGUCCACCCACGACAAGCCCGCGUGGCAACUGCGGGAGGACCUGUCGUUGAGAAGCGUGCCGGAAUCCAGUCUGGCUUCCAGUGUGGUCCCGGCUUCGGCAGCUGCGCGGCCGGCCUUUGCUGCAGUCCCGAGGGAUGGUGCGGCAACGAGGUCACGUCCUGCCAGGCCCCUGACUGCUUGUUCCAGUACGGGCCCGCCUGUGACGCCAACCAGACGCCCGCCGGCAAGUCAACCAUCAACAUCUCCCGCACUGCCGUCGGCAGCGUGCCAUAUGGCGGCGCUGGCAUCUACGACUGCGUAUCAAACGGUGUCAUGGCUCUGACGUUCGACGACGGGCCGUUCAUCUACACCGAGACCAUCCUCGACAUUCUCAAGUCGUACAAUGCCAAGGCCACAUUCUUCAUCACGGGCAACAACAUCCACAAGGGCGCCAUCGACACGCACUGGGCUUCAGUCAUCCAGCGCAUGGCCGCAGAGGGCCACCAGAUUGCCAGCCACACGUGGUCGCACCAGAACCUGACGGCUCUGACGAACGCGCAGCGUCAGGACCAGAUGGUCAAGAACGAGAUGGCGUUCCGCAACAUCCUCGGCUACAUCCCAACCUACAUGCGCCCACCAUUCUCCGAGUGCGACACGGCAUGCGAGACCCAGCUCAAGAAGCUGGGCUACCACAUCACCUACUUCGACCUCGACACGGCCGACUACCUCAACGACUCGCCGCUGCUGAUUCAAAACUCCAAGAACAACUUCGACAAUGCCGUCAACGGUCAGGUCGUGAGCCAGAGCGACUUCCUGGUCAUCAGCCACGACAUCCACGAGCAGACCGCCCACAACCUGACCGCCUACAUGCUGGAGCGCAUGAAGACCUUGGGCUACCAGGCCGUCACCGUCGGCGACUGCCUCGGGGACCCUCAGGCCAACUGGUACCGCAACGCUGGCGGUGCCAACCCCCAGCCCCAGACCGCCUACACUGCUCCCUCUACCUCGACCACAGCCUCCCCCCGCACCGCAACGUCGGCCACCGCCGUGCAGGCCAGCCCCACUGGAACCCUCAAAGUCUCUCCUGACGCCAGCUGCGGUGGCAACACCGGCAACACCUGCCAGGGUUCCAGCUUUGGCAACUGCUGCUCCGUCAACGGCUGGUGUGGAUCCACCGCCGACUACUGCGGUUCCGGAUGCCAGAAGUACUUUGGUAGCUGCACCUCUUCUGGGUCCGGGUCCACGCCCUCGUCGUCGGCUGCUGCUGCAUCGACGUCGACUGUCACAUCUUCCAACAAGGUUUCGCAAGACGCGACCUGCGGUGGCAACACGGGCAACACCUGCCAGGGCUCCGCAUUCGGCAACUGCUGCUCCGUCAACGGCUGGUGCGGAUCAACUACCAACUACUGUGGUUCUGGAUGUCAGCGUGGCUUCGGUACCUGCAACUAA
Molecule: messenger RNA, 1572 nt
Organism: Pyricularia grisea
Lineage: Eukaryota; Fungi; Ascomycota; Sordariomycetes; Magnaporthales; Pyriculariaceae
Exons: 2
Coding region: 1-1572 (523 amino acids)
Biological process (GO): carbohydrate metabolic process
Molecular function (GO): chitin binding; hydrolase activity, acting on carbon-nitrogen (but not peptide) bonds
Source: RefSeq, a predicted model, not a curated record